GAAAAUUGAAGCCAUGAAGAAGCAGCAGCAGCUCUGGUUGUUUCCAUUCUCUCCAUUCGCUUCCUCUCCCUCCUUAUUCUCCUUCCUCUCCCCCUACUACUCUUCCUCCACCGCAGCCUCCGCCGCCAUUCCGGACGCCUUCGACUCUUCCUCCACCUCCUCCGAAACCGACGCCGGCCGCCUCCUUCCCCUCUCCUCGAUCUUACUCAAGGACCUCCUCCUCAAGAGUCCGCGUGGGCUCCUCGUCCUCGACCUCCUCGAUUCGGGCUCCCUCCGUCCCACCGCCGACCUCUACUCCCUCCUCUUUAAGCGAUGCGCCGACUCGAAGAGGAUCGAAGAGGGAAGGGUCGCCCAUUCCCACCUUCUUCGGUCCCGAUUCCACUCCGAUAUCUUCCUCCACAACUCGAUCGUCAAUAUGUACUGCAAAUGCGGAAGCUUGGACGAGGCGCGUAAAGCGUUCGAUGAUAUGCCCCUGAGGGACAUGGUCACCUGGACCGCCCUCAUCACGGGCUACGCCCAGAACAACAGGCCGAAUGAAGCGCUGGCGUUGCUUCCGGAGAUGCUUCGGCUUCGGAUGGCUCCGAAUGGGUUCACCUUCGCCAGCCUCUUCAAAGCCUGUGGAGCUGCUUCAGUUGAUAAGCAUGGGGAAGAGAUCCAUGCUCUGAGCGUGAAGUCUGGCUGCACCUCGGAUGUGUACGUGGGCAGCGCAAUACUAGACAUGUACGCUCGUCGUGGAAGGAUGAAAGAUGCCUGCUUGGUGUUCGACCGGUUGCAAUCAAAGAACGAGGUAUCAUGGAAUGCGUUGAUUGCAGGCUACGCGAGGAGAGAAGAAGGCGAAAUGACCAUGAGAAAGUUCUCAGAGAUGCAAAGGAGCUGUUUUAAGGCCACACAUUUCACCUAUUCGAGCAUCUUUAGCGCUUGCGCUGGUCUUGGUGCACUAGAGCAAGGAAAGUGGGUGCAUGCUCAUAUGAUAAAAUCUGGACAGAAGCUUACAGCUUUCGUCGGCAAUACACUUUUAGACAUGUAUGCAAAGUCGGGAAGCAUUCAAGAUGCGAAGAAAAUCUUCGAUCGACUGUCUAAGCGAGAUGUUGUUUCUUGGAAUUCAAUGCUUACUGGGUAUGCUCAGCAUGGGCUUGUCAAGGAAGCAAUCCACUGGUUUGAGGAGAUGCGUAGUCUUGGAGUCCAGCCAAAUCAAAUUACCUUCCUCUGCAUCCUUACUGCUUGCAGCCAUGGUGGAAUGGUGAGGGAAGGACAGUACUACUUCAACUUGAUGGUAAGAUGCAGCGUGGAACCGGAGAUUGAGCAUUAUGUAACAAUUGUUGAUCUUCUUGGCCGAGCUGGUCUUCUUGCUCGUGCACGGACAUUCAUUGAUGAAAUGCCCAUUCCAUCUACUGCUGCUGUUUGGGGAGCUUUGCUUGGUGCUUGUAGGAUGCACAAGAAUGCAGAGUUAGGGAAAUUUGCCGCUGAGAAGCUAUUUGAACUCGACCCGCAUGAUGCUGGUCCUCAUGUGUUGCUUUACAACCUCUAUGCGUGUACUGGUAGAUGGACUGAUGCAGCUGAAGUGAGGAAAAUGAUGAAAGUUGGUGGAGUUAAGAAGGAGCCUGCUUGUAGUUGGGUGGUGAUCGAAAACUCUACCCACAUGUUUGUAGCAAAUGAUGAUUCCCAUCCAAGAAUGAAGGAGAUAAAUGACAUGUGGGAGAAAAUUGAUGCAAAAAUCAAGGAAGUGGGAUAUGUUCCGGACACAAAUUAUGUGCUAUUACAUGUGGAUGAACAUGAACGGGAAGCAAAAUUGCAAUACCACAGUGAGAAACUUGCUCUUGCAUUUGCUCUACUCAACAAGCCCCCAGGGGCACCUAUUCUAAUUAUGAAAAACAUCAGGAUGUGCGGCGAUUGUCAUUCCGCAAUUAAGCAUGUCUCCAAGGUAAUGGAGAGGGAGAUCACUGUGAGGGACACCAAUCGGUUUCAUCAUUUCAGCAAAGGUUCUUGUUCAUGUAAUGACUACUGGUAAUAAGAAACUACUUGAGAGGAUAUCAUAUUGUUCCAUGGAACAGGCGCGCAAUAUCAUCUAGCUUAUGAAUUAUUUGAAGCUGUGCAUGAUUAGCCAAGAAAGAUGAUUGCCCAGAUUAUUUGAGCUAGCUUUCUGCUGCCUUUGUCAGGAUGCCUCACAGUUUUCCUUCCAUAUCCUAACGUUAUCUAGCAACUCUGAAGAAGGAAUACCAGUGAUUCCCUUGUCAAGAAGAGAAUGGAGCUCUUCAACCCAUAUGGCAAACUAGUCGGAAGUUUUACAAGGUGAUGUUUGAAGAGAGAGGCCUAUGCAAUGCACAAUGCUCUUUUGUGCUUCAUUUUUUGUGGAUGCUGCCUCCGGCUGUUCUCAGUUUAGCUGAUUGCUCCGGAUCAUCAUCUUUGUUGGUUUCAUAAUGAGGUCAGGUUUUGAUAUGUUGUUCUUAGCAAUUCCUUAUUUCAAUUCUAAGGGU
Messenger RNA from Zingiber officinale, 2474 nucleotides. RefSeq names its product pentatricopeptide repeat-containing protein At3g24000, mitochondrial-like. The transcript is spliced from 2 exons. The record is from RefSeq and is a predicted model, not a curated record. Gene Ontology annotation, molecular function: zinc ion binding; protein binding; RNA binding. NCBI's taxonomy places the organism in Eukaryota, Viridiplantae, Streptophyta, Magnoliopsida, Zingiberales, Zingiberaceae. Gene Ontology annotation, biological process: RNA modification. The coding region runs from base 14 to 2008 and encodes 664 amino acids.